Olea europaea var. sylvestris is the source of this 831-nucleotide messenger RNA. Its product is annotated as activating signal cointegrator 1 complex subunit 2 homolog. The transcript is spliced from 3 exons. NCBI's taxonomy places the organism in Eukaryota, Viridiplantae, Streptophyta, Magnoliopsida, Lamiales, Oleaceae. The coding region runs from base 1 to 831 and encodes 276 amino acids. The record is from RefSeq and is a predicted model, not a curated record.
AUGAGGGAGCUCAUGGCCCAAAUGCAAAGCCAAGGAGGGUUCCCUAUUCCUCCAUAUGCCCCCCACGAGCACUAUCAGCAAGAGGACGAGGUCCAAAGUCAUAGGGCUGCCUCGCCAGAAUAUGGAAUCAGCCCUGCCGAACCGAGACCCAGUCAACAGCAGGCUCAGCAGCCUCGGACGAGGCCACAGCCUCCACCUCCGAUGCCCCAGCAGCCGGAGAGAAGGCAUGAAAAUGCCCCCCGCACUAUCCCGCAUAGAAGUAGGCCGCAAAGGAGGGAGGAAGAGGCUAGGAACCGGCCCGGACCCUUUCACCAACAACCAAGGUACGAGGCCGAAGACUACGAUUCUGAUGAGCAGCAGAGGUCCUGUGACUUGGACGAUAAUGAUGAGAACUUGCCAUUCUCAAGAGAACUAAGAAAUGCCCAGGAACAGGGCAAGCAGAGGCCUCCCCCUCCUCAAAGACAGCGAGGUAGAGGACCGACCUCCUACCUCAUGGACUGCCAGAUGAACCGAUCCGGAAAUGAGAACUCCGGCCAAGCCCUGGCCACCACAACUCUGAACGCGGUGCCAACCUUGGCAUAUGAGGAUGUCAACCCAACCACUGACCCACAUCAGAUGGAGGCCCAACAGGGACCCCGUAGAGGAAGAGGCCGAAGCCGUGGUUUUGCACCUAGAAAUAGGUCCAAUCCGAACUUCCCUGGAUACUGUUUGCACCAUAGGUCCUAUGGGCACGACACCGCGGAUUGCAGAGAUUAUGCACACCGCUCCCGGCAGAAACUCGCCAGAGAAAGACAUAACUCGCCCCAGGCGAACAGGCCCCCGCCCAGGUAA